Messenger RNA from Terrapene triunguis (Three-toed box turtle), 20308 nucleotides. It is a transcript of the gene SYNE2, whose product is annotated as spectrin repeat containing nuclear envelope protein 2. The transcript has 102 exons. The record is from RefSeq and is a predicted model, not a curated record. The coding region runs from base 49 to 19224 and encodes 6391 amino acids. Gene Ontology annotation, cellular component: membrane. Gene Ontology annotation, molecular function: protein binding. NCBI's taxonomy places the organism in Eukaryota, Metazoa, Chordata, Testudines, Emydidae.
AAUGUAAACACUGUCCUACAAAAAGUUCUAUGUUCUUGGGCUACUUAUAUGGAGAACAUUCAUUUACUGAAGACAUGGUUGGAUGAAACACGAAAAGGACAUCUUAAAAAGGUCCCCACUGAGAUUCUGGCAGACUGGAACUCAGUGCAUGGUUCCUUAAAUGAAGCUGGAAACUUCUUAAUUGAAGUCAGCAAUGAGCAAGUGGGAUCAGAUAUUUCUAAAGAACUGAAAAAACUGAACACAAGAUGGGCUAAAUUUAUAAAGAGAACACAGUUUGAGAUGAGAUUACUGAGAAUGCAAGAAGAGCAAAAGAAGUCAGUUGUUGACAGUAAUGGAAAUUCUCAGUCUCCUGCCGAGGCAGUGCCAAAUGCACUCAGUGUUACAGCAGAUAUAUCAACGGAGGCUAGUAAGAAACACAUUCAGAAUGCAGAGCUUAGAGAAAAGGAUGCAGAUGCAACUGACCAGGCCACUGAGCUUCUGCCCAGAGUGGAGAAAAUGGAAGAGCUUCUCAAAGGAGUAGAAAACUGGGCCACAGAAACAGAAUGCCUUCUUGAGACGAUCAAACAUGAAGGAUGCGUGGGAAGCUCAACAGAACAAUCUUUACAGAUCCUAAUUGCCAGAAGGACCUUGUGCCAAGAACAAGUUGCUGCAGCAGAAGAAAUCUUGCAAGUUUUGACACGUAAUAUUUCAAGCCAGGUGUCCCUCCCGGAUUUUGAGACAGCUGGGCUACCGACACGAAUUAAAGAAGUCAGAGAGAGACUCCAGGCUGCCAUGAAUAACCUAGACCUUGUCUCACCCAAAUCUGAAGAGACUCUGUCAAAAAAGGAGGUCAUGAUCAAUUUUGAAAAAUCCCAGAAGGAGCUUGAAACAUCUAUUUUAAAAGCUAUGCAACUCAUUAGCCAAAAAGUGAGCCCUGAUGAGCACAUUUCAAAAAAUGAGGAAGCUUUUAGCAUUUUGGACACAGGAAUUCUUGAAAAUUUUUUGAAAGCAGCUGACCAAUUGAAAAAUAUUUCACCAGCUCAUGAAAAGUUAGCAGUGGAGGAAAGAUGCAAAGAUGUUCGUGAAAGAUGGGAGGCAGUUCAUCGUGAAAUCAUAUCAUGGAUUCAGUUCAUAAUGGAAAUUGAAAUAGGGAAAUUUAAUGCAACUUUUUCAAAACUCAGUAAGCAAAUAAAUAAAGAGAAGAAACUCCUUAGCAUGGGUAAAACCAAGGGACUUAUAAAAGAACACGAGGCUUUUUUUUCUCCUGAAGGCAGCCUGGGGGAACUAAACAGCUGCCUACAAGUUCUUAAAGCAAUGUGUGAAAGACUGACUGCAGAAGAAACUCACCUGGAAACAAAGACACUAAUUGCAGAGUGUGAACAAAAGCAAGAAGAACUUCAAAAAUGUGCGGCAGAUGCUUACAUAACUCUGCUGUCCCAUGUUGGCGGUGGCCAGGCAUCUAAACAAGGGGGCUCUAUACUUGCUCCUGAGAAUGGAGAAAAGAAAACAUCUUCCCAAUCAGUUGAUAUACUUUCAACUCAGGAGGCAUCAGGACCAGUUUCAGAUGUAAUUUUGGAAUCAGACGUGAAACAACAGAAUGGUGAAAGCUGUACAAAAAAGUUUGAGAAAGACAGUGAUUUGCCCAUAGAGACUUUAUUAGAGAGCUUUGAUACACAGAGGAGUAAUCUCGAACUUCAUUUACAAAGAAUCAGAGAUGAAGUAGAGUCUCCUUUUACUGAUGAAAUAAAAGACACGUCAUGCCUUCAUAAUAAGCUGCUAGAUCUACAGGUCAUAGAGAGUAAAGCUAAUUCUUGUUGGACACAGUUGGAAAUUAUUGCAUCUAAAUUAGAAAAUCUUAUGGAUGAGACGGGGAAGCCUGUUAUUUCUGAAACACAAAACAGACUCAACAGAGAGUGGAGUGAACUUCAGAUUAUUCUACAUGCCAGAAUGAAGUCUUUAAAGAUUGCUUUGGAAGUUGUUUCGCCAAUAGAAAAUGAAUUCAUUCUUCUAUGUGACUCAGACGAGCAACUCCACAGAAAGGACAUUCAGCAAUUUACUCUGACAAAUAUUGAUCUCAUUUAUGGAGAACUGAAGAACGUCCAGAGCUGUAUAGUAAAUGAGAUUGAAUUAUGCAAACAACUGGAAAACCUAGACAGCUCAAGAGGAGAUGAAUUUAACCUAAUAGAUUUGCAAGCAGCGCGCGAGAUUAUGCUUAAAUAUAAGAGGCAGUUUGAAGACAUGAAUCAUAAAAUGCAGGUCAGCGAAACGGUCCUCAAAGAACUGGAAGCUUUUUUGGCCUCAUUGAGAAGAGUUAAACUUUCUAUUGAGCAUGCAACGGACUCUUCAAUUUCUGAGAAACCUGCGGUGCAAGGAAACACAUCAAAAGAAGCCGUGCAGGAAGAAGUUUCUCUGAUGAAAGAAAAGGCUAAAUGUUUGGAUGAGCGCUUGCAGAUGGCUGAUAUCUGCUUGGAAGAUGCUGAAUGUGGGGGAAAGACUUGCUGUGAAAAACUCAUUGCGGCUUUAUCUGAAAAGGCAAACAAGGCUUUUGCCCAUCUAAGUAAGCAGGAGCUCAUCCAAGAAAAUGAGUUACAGGAGAUUUUUUCCACAAGAAAUAAUGAACUCUUAAAAAAUAUUCAAGAUCUACACGAUAAGAUUAAUAAAAUAGGCUUGAAGGACCCAACAAUUCCUGCUGUUCAACAAAGGAUAAAAUCAUUAACUGAAUUGGAACAGGAAUUGGGUUGCUAUGCUAUUGAAAUGAAAUCCAUACGAGAAAUUGCUAACAAGUUUCUACAGAUUGAAGAGACAAAAGGAGAAGAAGCAGAUGAACAGUGCACAGUUACAGAAAGGUUGUGGGAGGAUACAAAACUGUCACUUGCUGAAUGCCAGGAGCAGUGUGUGAGGGUGUUGGAGCUCCUGAAGCAGUAUCAAAGCUGCAAAAAUAGUCUGACAAGCAUGAUCCAGAAACAAGAGAGUGUCCUCUCACAGCAGACUUCUUACAUGGGGAAAGACAAUCUGCAGAGGAUGAUAGCAAAGAUUGAAGCGGUUAAAGAAGAAUUUAAUGAUCGCUCUGAAGAUGUAGACAAAAUAAAUCAGAUCUGCAAAAACCUCCACUUCCAGAUCAAUAAAAUGAGAAGCUUCGAGGAGCCUCCCUUUCAGAAUGAGGCUGACAUUAUUGUGGACAGAUGGCUGGAUAUCAAUGAAAAAACUGAAAACUAUUGUGAUAAUUUGGGAAGAGCUCUGGCUUUGUGGGACAAACUUCUUAAUUUAUUCAGCAAGACUGACACAUGGGCAAAUACACAACUUAGGAGCAUAGAAGAACAUCAGCUGACUGAAGAGGAGGUGACACAAUUGAAGACUUCUUUACAGGUCCAAGAGCAAAGCUUAGAGGAAUUUGACCGAAAAGUGGCUGAGAUAGAGCAUCUUCUUCAUAACAGUGAGCCUCCAUUGGAGUUACAGGUCAUCAAGUCAUCUGUUGAGAACAAAAUGGAGCUAAUAAGAAAGCACUUACCGAAUAAGAUGAGACCCAGUGAACUCAAUGGCAAUUCAGCAGAGCUAAAAGGGGACCUUGACCUUGCCAAGACACAGAUUGGGAUGACAGAAUCACUUUUAAAAGCUUUAUUUCCCUCUGACACUUUAGAGAUCUUUACGAAACUAGAGGAGCUACAUCAGAAAAUUCUCCAACAAAAACACCAUGUGAAAUUACUCCAAAAAAAGACAGGUUGUCUGACUCCAGAAGUGGCUGAAUUAAAGAAGCAGCUUCAGUGUAUCACUGAUUUAUUUAAUACAAAGAAACACAUUUUCCAGGAUCAUUUUAUCAGUCUUUUGAACUAUCAGUGUAAGGAUUUUAAUGACUGGUUCAGCAGCGCUCAGCUGUCUUUAAAGGAUUGUUUUGACCCGUCAGAAACUAAACAGACAUUGGAAGAAAAAUUGCAGACGCUCAUGAGUUUCCUAACUUUUGAAGGCAAAGAGAGUGACAUCCAAGAAGUAAAAUCUCUCUUGACUAAGGUGAAGAGUUAUUUGCCCGAAGCAAGUGUUAACCAGCUUAGUAGCUGGGUGAGAGAUCAAGAAGCAGAAUUACAAAGCGUAACCUCCAAAUGUCAGAAACAAGAAAAGAAACUUCGUGCUUCUCUGCAGCAACUCAUUAGACUUCAAGAAGACAGCAGUGGCUUGAAGGAAUGGCUCACCAUUCAGGAAGAAAAAUUGCCAGAGACCAAAAAUGAGAAGAUAAAAUUAGAAAACUUUUACCAAAUGCUAAUAAAGCAGAGAGACUCAUUUGACUCCCUGUCUCAGCUGGCAAAUUCUUUGAGGGAGUCUGGGUUUACAAGAGAUGAAACAGUGUCCGAAUCCAGUCAUCUCAUUAGUCGGUAUCAGGAACUACAGACACACAUAAGUGAAGCACUGGGAAUUAGUCAGACACGGUCCAUGGAAAGGCAGAAUUUUGAAGCGCUUGCACAGAACAUGUCUUCUUGGAUAAAAAGACUUAAAGACUCAGUUAUUGGCUUGAGUUCACGGGAAGGCAAGUUGCCACUGAGAGAAAGGAUACAUCAAAUAAAGGAAAUAGUUUUUCUCAAAGAUAAGGGAGAUGCUAAAAUGCAAAACAUCAUAGCCUUGGGCAAAAUCUUAACAAGUAUUGAAGGAGUGAAGGACCCGGCCAUUCAGCAGACUAUUUCUGAUCUCCAGAAUCAAUGGGAGUGCACUGUUCAUUUAGCCACUGAAUAUCUAAGCCACCAAGAACAGAUUCAACUUCAAGACAAACGAUACACACAAAGCAAAGAAGAUUUGAGAUUAGUGCUGACUGAACUGAAGAAGCAGCAGCAGGAAUUCGGUUUUGAUGUUCAGGCUGGUUUGCAGGAGAAACAAACUCAGUUAACAAGUUAUAUAAAACUCCUGCAGAAAGCAGAAGGUUUAAUGUUCCUAUUAAAUGAAUUAGAAAGCCAAGGAGAUUACCUACGGGAUUGCAUUGAGGAUUCCUGCUUCAUGGAAGAAUCACGGAUAGAACUAAAAUAUCUGCAUGAAAGUCUGCUCCGCCAGUUGCAGAACUCCGCGCAGGCACUGGAAGGUCAUGGUCAAGAACACCAAGUGUUCCAGGAUACACUGGCAGCCUUGAGUAGCUCGCUGAAGAGACCAUCAGCGGAGCUUUGUCAUUGUACUGAGAUCUCAGUGGAAAAGCCAGCAGCUGAGAAACAGCAGCAGUUGAAAUUGCAGGAACAGGCACCUCUUAGUCAAUGUGAAGACACAUUAAAGAAGAUUUUGGCUUUAGCAGAAUCUGUUGAACAAAACACCUCUUCGCCAGGACAGAAGAUUACUAAGGAUGAAAUGGAAACACUUCAGUGUAAACACAGGAAUUUGAAGGACAGACUUAAAAAUGUCAAGCAAGAGGGUGAGAAUAUUCUCAGUGACACCCCUGAGUCAAAGCAUGCAUUUGCUGUUGAAAUAAAGACACAGGAUAAGGCAGAUACAAUGAUAAAGAGAGAGAAGCAGGUCUUUUCUGAUAUUCCCUUUGCUGUUGAAGAGAACAGCAGAACAGAAGAGCUGGAAGAAUGCUGGAAACUAAAUAACGGUCAAGGUUUACAUGGAAAUGUAGCAGAGAAAGAGCAACAAAAUAAUCUGUAUUCUGAAGAAAGUAGAUUAUUGGCAGACAGUCCCCUAAAAGAUUCACAUCAAAGCAAGAACACACAAGAGCAAACAGCUCAGGGUUCAAAUGUGGAAAUGGUUUUCCAGAAACAGCUUCUUCCUGAAGCCCAAGCAAAUGCUGAAUAUAUUGGGGAGGAACAAAAGGUCGCUGAGCUGAAAAAUCAAACUGCAGAAUUGGAUGUUGUGUUAGUAAGUGAGCAACUAAAAGAGAUAGAGAAUUUAUACACUGAACUGGAAAAACAGAGAGCCACGGCUUUGUCUCUGAGGCAAGAGUUGUCACCCAACACAACAGAAAUGAGCACAUCAAACCUGCAAAGCACAGAAUGUAUUGUUUCUUGCUGGGACAGGUUGCUUCAAGAAUUGGAAGCCAUUAAGAAGGUUAAGCAACACCAUUAUCAUCUAGUUAAUGAUUAUCAGGAAAAUCUGUCUGCUGUUCAGUCUUCAAUGAAAAGUUUAUCAACAGAAAAAGAAAACAUAAAAAUGGGUCCUAUGAGCAACACAGUUCUGGAGAAAAUUAAAAAAUGUAUGGAUUCAGUACAGAAGGAGAGAGACACUUUAAACAAGCUGAAAACUGAACAAGAUAAUUUAUCUAGGUAUCUGACAUGCCUAGAUAAGGAAUUAACAGAAAGCCAAGUGAAACAACUUGAGCGAUGGUGGGAACACAUAGAGCAAUCAGUGCAAAAGAAACGUUAUCAACUUGUGUCAGAAAUUGACGAAUUUAACCUUCUCAUGAACAAAGCACAGGACAUUCAAAAGUUGAUAGAGCACCAGCAGCACUUACAAGCUGGGUUGAGUUCCCCAGAUGGACAAAAAACCAAGUGUCCAGUAUUUUGGACCUCAGAGCUGCAAGCCAUUAAACACAGUGUUUCUUUGUUAAAAAGAAGCACUGAGCUGCAGAUGAAAAGGAUUUGGAGUGAGGAAGAAAAGAAAACUUUGGAAAAUUCAAUAAAUGAUUUGCAGAAUCAGUUGGAAGUAUUGGAGCACCAAACUCCUCAGGAGGAUGUUCAGUUCCUUAGCUGUGAUCCCAAGAAAUACGAAAUCAUGAGAAGGAUGAAAGAGAAUAUAUCAUGGGUCAAAGAUUCAUUGUUUUCUCUUGAUCAGAAGGCAGCACUUUUCCCAGAUGAUAUUAAAAUACAGAUCAGAAAUUGCAAGGCUGUGAACAGUGCAGCGAUAGACAAAGAGUCUACUAUUGGGUCACUGGCUGAUGAGACCCAAUGUAUCAUUCCUGAUUUGAAUCCAGAGGAAGUUACUGACCUGAGCGCCCUGUUACAAGAAUUACAGAAUUCAUACCAGGCGCUUGUUUUAAAAUCAGCUCAAAGAUUACAACAGCUAGAAUUCCAACUGGAAAAAAGGCAGAGGCUUAUUGCAGACAUAGAAAGAGUUCACAGCCAGCUUCAAAGUGCUGAGACAGUGACCAUUCCUGACCUAAAUCAAACAAUCACGUGCUCUGAGCUAGGCACUUUACAUGUCAUUUUAAAGGAGCUUUCAAAGGAAAUACAGAAGAUGGAAGGUCUCAUCUCAUCACAUCUCCAAGAGAGUGAGCACUCACAUGGGGAGCUAAACAUAUUCGAACAAUUAUUUCUAACUGACCAAUUAAGAUGCCUUAAGAAUAGAGCUAGGAAAAUACAGAAGUUAAUCCAGAAUAAAUGCCAUACAGUGGAAAAAAAGAUAGCUGUCUACACAGAUCUCUCUGAAAGAAUAACUUCAUUGCAUCAGGAGCUUAAUGAUCUAUGGUGUGAUGUAUUGAAACUGGAGAGAGAGGAAAUAUUAAGUGUAAAAGAAGAAGUUAAGGAUAAACUCAAUGUGCUUAAAGAGAGAACCUUAGCUGUUCAAUCUAGUUUGAUACAAAUAACGAAGUACAAGGAAAUAUUUGAUUUUAUAAGGCUAAAUUGGGACACUUCACACCAUGAUGAAUUGCAAACUCUAUUUCUUGAAAUUAAAAAUAAACUUGAAGGGAAGAUUAAAUGCUUUGACAACUUUGUUAUAGAAUAUGACAGGCAUCAAGCAUUGCUAAAUGAAAUCCAGGCCAUGACAUCCAGUAUAAAGAAUGAAGCUGACAUACUAACAAAUAGCCCUGGCUCUUCCACAGAAACCAAUUUUAUAUCAGCACAAAUUUUGUGCCACAGAGUUCAACAAAUCAGGUACUUAAUCCAGGAGGCAGUAAAUCAAUUAAAUAUAAAUGAAGUCUUUGAUGUAUCACUCAAAGAGGCUAAGACACAGCAAAUAAAGAGACUGGAGGAAGAUAUUGAUGAGUUGCAUCAAUUUUUCCAAAACAUGAUAGUGGAUCUUCAGGCAGAGUAUGUAAAUAAACAAGAUUUCCAGAGCAAAUUGGAAUACACAUUACAUACCAUAAAGAAGAUUAAAUCUGAGUUUCAGCAGCCUCUUCUGGUAGACUUGGAAAUGAAAAAAAUUCAGUAUGAAAAGAUGCAUUGUGAAGCAAUGCAAGACACGGUGCAAGCAGAAUUUUGUGCCCUGAAAGAUCUAGUGGGUAAAGAGAAAGAAAAGCAAGAAGAAAAAUCUUAUUUUAUUGCUGGUAUAGAAGCAAAAUUAGAUGAACUGGAAGAUCUUGAAAUACAGCUGAAGACAGAUAUUGCUUCCCGUGUAAAUGCCAUAGAUGAAGCUCAUGAGAAUGUUAAACUUUAUACCAAAGCUGUCCAAAGGGCUGUGGAUCUCCUCACUGAAUAUGAAGCCAGAAUUCUCUCAGCAAAAGUUGAUCUUGGUAGCCUAGAAGAGUCCUGCCAAAUUCUACAUUGGAAACAAGAAGAAUUUGAGUCUGCAAAGGCAGACAUAGAGGAUCUGACCUCCAAACUGGAAAACAUAAUUAAACCAAGUGCCAAACCACAACUGAAAAAUACUUUAAGUGAGCUAGUCACUAAGAAUUCAAUACUAAGGGAGAAGGCGCAAAGAAAGAGAACUGAUAUGCAGAGGUGCUUUGAAAAAUACAAAAGCUACACAAAAAUCAAAGAGAAGGUAUGUGCUAAUCUUAAUGAACUGGAAAAGAUUCUUGGACAAUCUUUGUCCCAAAUUCCAAGGUCUUAUAAGGAAGCUCUGGAGCACUUGGAACAAAGCAAGGUUUUGGUCUCUAACCUUCUUUCGGCUGAAGAGGAUCUAAUGACGUUGAGACGGGACUCGGGAGACCUGAGCAUUGUGUGCAAAGGAAGUGACUGCACGCUGGUCAGGAUUGUGUCAGCACUGUGGGGAAAGUGGCUUGGUUUGCUCGAGGCUGCAAAAGAAUGGGAGAUUAACUGCGAGGAGCUAAAACAGGAAUGGAAAUUUGUCAAUGAAGAAGUGGAACGGCAAGCAAUAAUUCUAGAUAAUCUUCAGGAAGAACUACCGGAAAGUCCUAAAGAGAAAGAGAAGGCCUCCACAGAUGCACUUUUAGAAUUGCUAGAAUAUGUGGACUGUUAUGAGGAAAACAUGGACAGAGAGCAACUGUUAUUGCUUUUACUACUUCAUCGUAUAAGAAGCAUCCUGAAUGUGCCUGAAAACACUGAGAGAAAAGCAGACGUUCCCAUUCGAUACGAGAUACAUGCAAUGCAAGAUCGAUGUAAAAAGCUAUCUCAAAAGGCUCAAAAACAUAAAAAAUCUGUGCAGUCUGAGAUUCAGGAAAGAGACAAGAUUAAUGAAGAAAUAAAUGCUGUGAGGAGUUCAUUACAAAAGGCCUCAUUUUUGUUGCGUGAGGGAGAGUCACAAGAGUCUACUGAAAAGGCAGCAGGGUUGGAGGAGAUUCAGAGUAUAAUUAACAGAGAGAAUCAAACUAUUAAGGAUAUUAUGGAGAAACUACGAAUCAAGUAUUCAGAAAUGUAUACAAUAGUUCCUGCAGAUAUUGAAACACAGUUGGAAGACUGCAAGAAAACAUUACAAGACCUAGAAGAGAAGGUUAACACCAAAAUCUUGCAGAGCUCUCCUCAUUAUGCGAUGAAUAAAAAAGUAGAGAAUAUUAACAAUGGCCUGCAAGCUGUUGAAAAGAUGUUACAACACAAGAGUGAAAACAUUGCAAAAGCCAAGGAAAUUCAAAAGACAAUCUGGGAUGUGCUAGAUCUUUGGCAUUACAAACUGAAUGAACUGGACUCAGAAGUGCAGGAUAUAGCAGAAAAGGAUCCAUGUCACGCACAGGAAUGGCUGGACAGCUUAAUGAUUCCUUUGCAGCAGUACCAGCAGGUCUCACAACAUGCUGAGCACAGAACCACACUCUUAAACAAGGCCACUAGUAAGAUGGAGGAAUAUGAGGAACUCUUGAAGAGCAUGCAGUUAUGGAUAGAAACCACCAAUCAUUUGUUAACUGUGGAGGCUGAAAAUGACUCUGCAAAAGCCCUGAGUAAACAUGCCAAAGCCCUUCAAAUGGCAUUGGAAGAUUCAGAACAAAAGCAAAAUCUUCUACAUACCAUCUAUUCACAACUGGAUGAGUUAUCAAUAAUCUUUGAAACAGAAAAUAUAGUGCAACAGAUAAAUGAAGUAAAUGGUCAAGUAACAUCUUUACAGCAAAAGAUAGUGGAAAUUCUUCCACAGAUCCAGCACAUGGCUGAUGAGGUGGAUGCCAUUGAAUCUGAAGUGAAAGUGAUAGGGAAGGAUGUUGCCAAAAUUAAGACGAUCUUGUCAACAGAAGAUAUAUUAGAUUUUUCUCCUAAGGAGCAUCUUAGACAUGGACAGGUUAUACUUGGCCACAUCAGUCCCUUGCAGAAGACCCUUGCUGCGAUAAAGGGCUACGAAGAAGGUCUUAGGUUACCAGGAAUGAGAAUGCAACCUCUCUCAGUCUUCAAAAGAACAGGCCAACUUGUGAAAGAACUGAAAAUGUUAGAAAAAAGUACCAAGGAACAAAAUGAGCUACUGGAGUCAAUCGUAAAAGAGACAGAUGAAUGCGAACAAGAAAUUGAAAAGUUGAAGCAGUUCUUAAAGAACCAGCUGGGUGAACUGUCAUAUGAAAAACCAUUGUUUCCUCAGACUGCUUCCUGCCCAGAGGGGGACAUGGAAGACAUAAAAGAACAGAUCAUCAAACUGUGCCAGAAAAAAGAAGACAUCCUUAGGGGUAUGAAGAGUUCAAUGCUGGAACUUCACCAGCACUUACAGCAAGAACAACCUGAAUCAGAGGAUGAACUUUCUGUGCCUCUGUCACCCGAGGAAACUGGCUUGGUUGGGAAAGAUGCCUUUGAACGGCAGUUGAAAAAGAAAGGAUCAAUGUCUCUCCUACCAUCUUUAGUUGAAGAAACAGAAGACAGUUCAUUCCACAGUGAAGAAAAUGCAAUAGUACCGACAGCUGAAAGUUUUUGGCCUUCAGGAAAGGGAGAUGAGAGAGACAAAGAAGACAGCGGAGCUUCCUGGUCCUCAGGCACCCUAUCAGAUGGCAUUUCCCUGGAUGCUGAUGUGUUAAUAGAAUCAUGUGAUAAACAUGGCAAGGAAACAUCUUUUCAAGUUCCACAGAAAGCUGGAAGUGAUGAAGACUCUGCUACAGACCUUAGUAAUUGGGCAGUGGGUGACACGCCUUCUUCUGACACAAACACUGGCCAGUGCUUUCAGAACAAACCAGGAGAUUCAAAGGAAACAGUGGAUAGCAAUAGGCCCGAGCCUGAGAAGAUCCUCCAUGUCUGCCAGGUACAGGUUGCUGAGCUGGAGCUGUGGCUAGACAAAGCUAAAGUGUCCCUGGAAUCAGAAACCCAGACCCCAGAAAUGCAGCAGAUGGUGGAACAGCAGCUUGCUGAUUGCCAGGUUAUGUUAUCAGAGAUUGAACAAAAGGUCGCUUCUUUAUUGGAGGAUUGCAGAGAUAGGCAGCAAGGAGAUCGUGCAGGCCCUCAGAAAGAAGCAGAGGCUCUUUCCUUGAAGCUCAAGGAUGUGAAGUGCAAUUUGGAAAAAGUCCAGGUGAUGCUUCAGGACAAAUACAGUGAAGAACAGCUCAACAACAGUGAAAGGAUCCCUUCAGAACGUCUUCAGCUUGGCGGCUCCAAAGUAUCCAACCUUGUUACCACUGAUGCGCCACCGUUCAGCAGGCGUAACGGUUUGCAGGAGCCUCAGGACCUGCCGUUAAAACCGACUGAGCAAAAUAAUCUUGUUGACUUCAUCAAAUUUUAUGUAGAAAAAAUGCAGCCAUGCUUUGAUGACAGCACUACUCAGAAAUUAGAUUCAAGUGACUUAUCUAUCCCAAGGAGUGAGUUUGCUGGUCCAUUUUUAAAGGACCAAACUGGUGAUAAGUGGCAAUAUUUACAACAAGAGCUGGCUUCUACGAUGAAGUCUCCUCUGUGUCAGCUUGCUGACCCUCAGAUUACAACAAAACUGAAUAUUCUGCCGAGAGGUGCUGUAUGUAGUAUUAGAACCCCAACUGUCGAGGAACUGAAAACUUACACCAUGCAGCUUGGAGAUCUAAGCCAAGAAGCAAAUGUUGUGCAGACACAGGAAAAUGGGGCCGGGGAAGCUUCCUUAAAUUUGGACAAAAAGCUCUUUGAGCUGCUUUUGGCAAUCAGUCGGUGUUUGAACAACAUGGAAGAGAUGUUAAACACCUGCGUGCUCUCCAAUGAAGAGGCUGCUGUGCAGCAGGGACUGUAUGAGACUCUGUCUCUAGAGCUGCAAAAACUUCACACAGAUAUCAGAGAUAAAAAGGAUGAUCUUUUAAAGUCUAUUACCUGUGCCGAUGGGAGCGCUGAUGUAUUCUUCGAGUGCUUUAACAACUUGCAAGCCCGGCUGGAACUAACUCAAACUGCUGCUGCUUCUAGAAGCAAAUCAAUGAAAGCUGGGCUGGAUCACAAUAGUAAUUAUCAGAAUGAAAUCAGGCUGUUGUAUGAUCAGUUAAUUGAGAAAAAAUCUACUCUGCAACAAACCUUGAAUGCAAUACGUGGGCAUAAUGUUGCUGAACAGCUUCAGAAAACUGAUACAUAUGCAUUGGAGCUACACAACUUUGAGACCCAAAUAGCAAAACUGAGAGAUCGUGGGGAGAGAUUUCAGUUACCUGUUGCUCUGAUCCAUGAAGUUUAUAAAUUAGAGGAUGUUCUGGAUGACACUUGGGGGGUUCUGAGAGCCAAGUACGAGGAACUAAACUCUCCUUUCAUCAGCGAGAGCCAAUACGAAGGCUUGAUUCGUGGGUUGGCAGAAUUGGUAGACAUUGGACGAGAGAAGCUUGCUCAGGACCCAAAGCAGCUAGCCAAAAGUAGAGCUAUUUUACAGUCUCACCUGCAAAAUCACAAGGGCUUUUUUCACAAGCUCAUCGCGCAUGUGCUUGUCGUGCAAUCGUAUUCCAAGAAGGUGGCUCCUGCUACAUUACAAAAGAAAGAGAAAUUCUGGACUAAGCUGGUGGAAGAUGUCAGAUCGCUGGAACAAAAGGCUUCCCAAUAUGGCAUACGCAUAGAGAGUUUAUUAAAGGAAUGGACAGAAUUUGAUGAGGACUAUGUACCUUUCAACAAAGAAUUAGAGGCGCUUGCUUCUGCAGUGCCUUCUGUGAAUUUGGUAGAAGAGACAGAAGAAAGAUUAAUGGAGAGGAUUACACUUCUCCAGCAAACCAAAAGAAACAUUGAUGAAAAACAUGCCAGACUGUACCAGAUGGUGAAGGAAGGGAAGAAAUUGAUGACUGUUGUGAGCUGUCCUGAAUUAGUAAACCAAAUUGGGAAACUAGAAGAACUGUGGUUGUCCUUAACCAAAAAAGUUGGCCAUGAGCUGCACAGACUUCAAACAUUACUCAAACUCUUGGUCAGCUACAACAGAGACUCAGACAAGUUAAUCAAAUGGUUGGAGUCUGCUCAGCAGAGAAUGAAUUUUUGGAAGGAGCAGUCUCUCAAUGUGUCACAGGACCUACAUACUGUCAGAAACAAUAUAGACAGCUUGUUUGCAUUUUCUAAGGAAGUAGAUGAAAAAUCAUCCUUGAAGUCAUCUGUCAUAAGCACUGGCAACCAGCUUCUUCAUGUGAAACAAAUGGAUGCUGCAGUGCUUAGAUCAUCUUUGGCACAGUUUGAGCAAAAAUGGGCAGAAUUGAUCACUCAGUUCCCAACCAUCCAAGAAAAACUUCACCAGCUUCAGAUGGAAAAGCUUCCGUCUCGUGAGGCCAUCACAGAAAUAAUGGCAUGGCUGAGCCAUGUGGAACAACAAAAAGAAGAUGAUGAGGCCAUUGUAAAUUUGCAAAGUAACGCAUCCCAAGUCAAAAACCUUCUUCAGAAAUAUAAGGAGUACAUGAUGGAGAUGAACUUUAAACAGUGGACGGUUGAUUUUGUUAACCAGUCGCUGUUGCAGAUCAGCACUUGCGAUGUAGAAAGCAAGCGCUAUGAAAGGACAGAAUUUGCAGAGCAUCUUGGUGAGAUGAACUUGCAGUGGCACCGGCUGCAAGGGUCUCUGAACAGAAAGAUACAAGAUUUGGAACAUAUUUUGGAAAUCGUCACUGAAAAUGAAAACAAAGCACAAACUCUGAGCAGCUGGCUGGAAGCACAAGGCGAGAGGCUGAAAUCUUUGGAAAAGCCAGCGAGUCUAAUCUCAGUACAGAACACGCUGGAAGACUGUAAGGAACUAGAAAAUCAGCUUGCAAUUAAAUCCAAAGCUCUUGAUCAGCUAAAGCAGAAUUAUAUGGCUUUGGAAGAUGGUGCAAAACAAACCUCAGAAGAUAUGGCUGUCAGAAUGGAUAAGCUGCAUGAAAUGAGGAACAGUGUCGUCAGUCAGGUAGCACAGUUAAAAACCUCAAUGCAGUCAGUAUUACAGCAAUGGAUAAUUUAUGACGAAGCCUAUGAAGAAGUUAACCUGAUGAUAAUAAGCUCUCUGUAUUGCCUAGAACAAUGCAAACCUUCUGUAAUAUCGCUGGAAUCUUUGAAAGGCCAGGUGAAGACUCUACAGUCUCUUCAAGACAAAACAGAGAAGAGUGAAGAAAGCUGGGCCAAGCUCCAGGCUUCUGCUGCUAACCUCAAGAAAUACUGUUGUUCCUCAUUUGCAGAGAUUAUUGAACAUAAAUGCAAGGAGGCACAUACAAGAUGGACUCUGGCAAAUGAAGAAGUCACUGAUGAGCUACAGAGAGCACAAGCUUUGUUAUUGCUUUGGGAGUCGUAUGAUGGGUUAUACACCGAGGCAGCAUUGAGGUUAGAACAACACGAAGAUCAGUGUCAUCUGCUCUUGGGAGCUCACUUACCUGAAGACAACAUGGUGGAAGUCCUGAAGCAGAAGAUACAGAAUGUGAAGAUACUGCAACAAGGCCUUCAAACCAUAAAGGGAAGCUUUCUCCAGGUUUCUGAGUUGACAGACCAGAUAGCACAACAGGUUAAUGCAGCUACACAAGCAGUUCUGUCAGAGAAGUUGCAUCCUCUCAAAAGGAUAGCUUAUUUGGAAAAGACGUUGCAGAUGAAAUCGGAUGAAUUUGAGUUCAACCUUUUACAACUGAUGGAUUUCAAUAAUUGUCUGGGCACAGUGGAAGCUCGAAUUAAGACACCUAUAGAAGUUUUGGAUAAGCUGUAUCUACAGGGAAAAGAAGACGACUCAGAAUUACUCAUGAGCCACAUGUUGGAGCUCACUGCAAUGUCUCCUGACAUCGAGAAUCUGAAUGAAGUGAGCUUUAGGCUACCACUCAGUGAUUUCACUGUGAAGAAACUACAGAGCCUGAAUCGACAGUGGGCUCAGAAGACAGCAACAGCCCUGGAGCAUUGCAGUGAAUUUGAGGGAAUUCAAUCGGAUGAAAAGAAAUUUCUUCAGAAAUGUGAAAACUGGGUACAAUUUCUAGAAAAGAUGAAAGAGGGUUUAAAAGUGAAUAUUGGUGGCAGAUUUGAAAAGCUUCAGGAACAACAGAGAAUAUAUGAGAUGCUGCAAGCGGAGAUUUCUGUAAAUCAGCAGAUUUUUAAUUCUAUCAUAUCAAAAGCAUUACUUUUGCUGGAAACAGGAGAAGCAGAAAAAAGAACUGAGUUUAUUUCCAAACUCACAUUGCUGAAGGAGCAGUGGCAGAGUGUUAUCCGGAUGGUUCAGCAAAGGAAGAAAGAUAUUGAUGGACUUGUGAAGCAGUGGCAGCACUUCAGGGUUUCUCAACAGAAUCUCACGAAUUUUCUUACUUGUACAAAUAACUUCAUAGCUGCUGUGAAGAGUCAGGAUGGCUACAGCCUUUACCAUCUUAGGAAUCUAAUUCAUGAUUUCAAGAACAAGGAAAUACUUCUUCAGAGAUGGCAAACCACGUACUCCCUCACUGUCGAUAUUGGGAAGAAGUUAUGUAAAGACUCCGACCCGGAGACCAACGCUGUAAUACAAGAGGAACUCAGACAGUUACAGGAGAAUUGGAAUGAUGCCCAACUUCAAGUGGAGAAGAUCAUGAAGCAGCUCCUCGGCACUGUGCAGACCUGGGACAGCUGUGAAAAGCUAAUCAAGGAAUUGGAAAGCAGGCUGCGAGAGCUUAAGGCAAAAAUAAAAGAUCCACUACCAGAGGAACAUGAAGAGCUCUACAAAACCAAGGAACACGUUAAGGAACUGGAGAAGUCACUUGCAGACUGGAAUCAAAACGUGAAAGAACUUGAUAAUAUGAAGGCAGACUUGGCUCAUUAUAUCCUUGCAGAAGAUGUGGUGCUGCUGAAGGAGCAAGUAGAGCAUUUGCACAGAAAAUGGGAAGAACUCUGCUUACGAGUGUCUCUGCGUAAGCAGGAAAUAGAGGACAGACUCAAUGCGUGGAUUGUGUUCGAUGAAAAGAAUAAGGAGCUAUGUACAUGGCUGGUAGAGAUGGAAAGCAAAGUGUUACAGACUACAGAUGUUAGCAUUGAAGAUGCGAUAGACAAAUUACAAAAGGACUGUAUGGAAGAAAUAAACCUGUUUGGUGAAAAUAAACUUCAUUUGAAGCAAAUGGGUGAUCAACUGAUCAAGACUAGCAACAAGAGCAGAGUCGCAGAAAUAGACGACAAACUCAAUAAAAUUAACAAUCGGUGGCAGCAUCUCUUUGAUGUCUUUGGAGGACGGCUGAAGAAACUGGAAGGGACCUUUGCUGUCAUACAGACGUUAGACAAAAAUAUGAGUACCCUUCGCACCUGGUUGGCUCGCAUUGAGGCCGAGCUUUCCAAGCCUGUUGUGUAUGACAUCUGUGAUGAUCAAGAGAUCCAGAAAAGACUUGCUGAGCAGCAGGAUCUGCAACGAGACAUUGAGCAGCACAGUGAAGGGGUAGAAUCUGUGUUUAAUAUCUGUGAAAAGUUGCUGAGCGAUUCAGAUGCAUGUGCUAAUGAGACGGAAUGUGACUCCAUCCAGCAGACUACCAGGAGUCUGGACAGACGGUGGAGAAACAUUUGUUCCAUGUCUAUGGAGAGGCGAAUGAAAAUUGAGGAAACCUGGCGCCUGUGGCAGAAGUUUUUGGAUGACUAUUCUCGCUUUGAAGACUGGUUGAAAUCAGCCGAAAGGACAGCAGCUUAUCCCAACUCUUCCGAAGUUUUAUACACAAAUGCCAAAGAGGAGCUGAAGAAGUUUGAGGCAUUUCAACGACAAAUUCAUGAGCGACUCACUCAGCUGGAGCUAAUCAAUAAACAAUAUAGGCGGCUUGCCCGGGAGAAUCGUACAGAUUCAGCCAGCAAGCUGAAGCAGAUGGUACAUGAAGGCAACCAGCGCUGGGACAAUCUCCAGAAACGGGUUGCUGCCAUUCUAAGAAGACUGAAGUACUUCACCAACCAGAGAGAUGAGUUUGAGGGAACAAGGGAAAGCAUUCUUGUGUGGCUCACAGAAAUGGACCUUCAGCUGACAAAUGUGGAACACUUCUCAGAGAGUAACUUUGAUGACAAAAUGCGGCAAUUAAACGGUUUCCAACAGGAAAUAACCCUAAACACCAAUAAGAUCGAUCAGCUAAUAGUUUUUGGAGAGCAGCUGAUUCAGAAGAGUGAGCCUUUGGAUGCUACCCUGAUCGAAGAUGAGUUGGAGGAACUGCAUAGAUACUGUCAGGAAGUGUUUGGACGAGUCUCUCGAUUCCACCAAAGAUUAACUUCCAGGCAUCCUGGGAUAGAAGAUGACAAAGAUACAUCUGAAAAUGAGACAGAUGCAGAAGACUCAAGAGAAAUGCAAAAUGAUCCCUGGCAUAAGAAGGCAAUAAAUGAGGUGCCUUCUUCUCAGCAGUCCCUUUGCCAUCUUGUGUCCCCUGCACCAGCUCAUGAAAGGUCAGGCUGUGAGACCCCUGUCAGUGUUGACUCCAUCCCACUUGAAUGGGAUCACACAGGUGAUGUAGGGGGCUCUUCCUCUCAUGAGGAUGAAGAAGAAGGAACAUACUACAGUGCUCUCUCAGAUGUAGAAAUCACUGAAAAUCCUGAGGCAUAUCUUAAAAUGACCACAAAAACUUUGAAAGCAUCUUCUGGAAAAUCCAUUUCAGAAGCUCUUACAUGGCAUUCCCCGGAUAGCCCAGCCUGCAGAAAACAUCAAUACCACCAGGCAGAGAUGGUGAGAAAUGUGCAGUCUGGCAGCCCAGAGACAAGUACCCCAUAUAAACCAGGCUAUGUUAAACCGCUAGUGUCUGCAAGCAGUGGGAGCACGGACAGUGUGAAAGAAGUAUCUGCUAUAUUGAAUGAUGAAGAGCCCCAAAAUGAACAGGGGCUUGUGAGGAUUGCAGCUGCAGAGAAGCAAUCAGGUGUUAUUGAGAGAUGGGAGCUCAUACAAGCUCAGGACCUAAGAAAUAAACUUAGAAUGAAACAGAAUUUGCAGCAAUGGCAACAACUGAACUCUGAUCUCAGUGAUAUUACCGCUUGGCUGGAUAAAACUGAAGAAGAGCUGGAAGAAUUACAGAAAGCAAAGCCUGCAACCAAUAUGCAUACAAUGGAACAAAGAGUAAAGAAACUGAAAGACAUGCUUAAAGCCUUUGAUAACUACAAGGCUUUAGUGUUCUCCGUUAAUCAGAGCAGCAAAGACUUCCAGCAAACAGAUAGCACUGAAUCCAAAGAGCUUCAAAACAGACUUCGACAAGUGAAUUUGCGCUGGGAGAAAGUAUCUCAUUCAAUGGACAACUGGAGAAGGGGUUUACAACAAACCCUAAUGCAGUGCCAGGAUUUCCAUGAACUGAGUCAGAAACUACUCUUGGGACUAGCAAGUGCUGAAAGUCGAAGACAUAAUGCACAAUUCACUGAUCCAAAUGCUGACCCCCAUACAAUACUGGAGUGCCAAAAAGAAUUAAUGCAACUGGAGAAAGAGCUGUUGGAACAACAGCUUCAAGUAAACGCUCUACAGGAAAUCUCCACCUACCUUCUGGUUAAAUCAGAUGGGGAAGAUUAUAUUGAAGCUGAUGAGAAAAUACAUGUAAUUGGAAAGAAACUGAAACAGCUUCUUGAACAGGUUUCACAUGACUUAAAAACUUCACAAGGAAACGUGGACAUCAGUGCAUUUCUGACAGCAGCAGAUGACUUGGAUUCUGGAGGUUAUCAUCCACUAGUAGCAAACUCCAGCCUACAGGAAACGGUUGGUGUAAGGAGAACUUCAGAAGGCAAGAGCAACAGUGUCAGAAUGGAAAACCAGCCUGAAACCACUCAAGCAAUUUCCAGCCCCCAAUCCUUCUUUUAUCGUGUAUUAAGAGCAGCUUUACCCCUGCAGUUCCUCUUCCUUUUGCUUCUGCUUCUGGCCUGCAUGAUCCCAUCCUCAGAGGAAGACUACAGCUGCACACAAGUGAACAACUUUGCCCGCUCUUUCUAUCCCAUGCUGAGAUAUACCAAUGGACCUCCACCAACCUAGAAAGUGUCCCAUCACUCUACAAUAUACCAAAACACGUUGUCUCACGGGUGCUUAUUUUCAUGCUGCUUCUAUCAAACAGUGCAUUCAUGUACUUAAAUAUAGAAAGUUCCAUAUUGUUUCACAUUUUGACCCUCUCUGCUGUGGUUUCCUGACACUAGCCACUAAUGCACCUGUUUCCUGGGUGCCACAGCAAGAGUCUGUGUACUACCACUGAAAUAUAAGUGAGGCAUUAUUUAAAUAACCUCCUUCCAAUGCAUAGCAGGGAAGGGAACAUAUUAAACCUCACAAGAUCUUUUCAGAAUUUCAGUUUUUUUGGUGAGUAAUACAGCAUUAAUUGUUUGUACAGAAAAUGAACUUUUUCUAUAGAUUUUUUUAAACUCUAUAAGCAACAUAACUUUGAUGCACUAGAUACAAGCAUUUUAUAAAUACAGUCCUCAUAACGUGGAAGGUCCACAAAACACAAGUUGACAGACUAAUAAUGGGACAUUAGUUACAGACACUAGGGUAAUGCAAUGUUAAACACUAAUGGUCUGGGUCAUGGUUUAAUAUGUCAAUAGCAAUCUUAAGUGCAUGCACAUAUCAUUGGCAACAAUUUGCAUCUUCGGGUACUGUGGUAAACUGAAACAGAUUUAAAUCUGAUAUUUUUGUUAUACUGGACUUUAUUCAUACAACACUUUCAGUGAAAACGAUACAUAUUUUAUGUGCAAAGAGUUAGGACUGCUGUGUUGUAGUUGGAUGUGUCUUUUUUAUACUAUGUUUUAAAUAAGAAUUGAUUAUAUUGCAUGGAAGUGGUUUAUAUUGUGCAUAUUUUCUAAAUGAAAAUAAUUAUGAUGUGGAUUAUACACUAUAUGUAUACAUAUGUAAACAGACUUUUUAAUCAAAGAUUUUUGGUUUAAUAAUCUUCUGAAUAAUGUACAGUAUGCCAAAAGAGAUUUUUAUAAGUUAACUUUAAGACUCUUCACAUUUAAAGUGAAGCUAAAACUUCAGGUGAUGAUAUGAGAAAAAGUUUUAGUAGAAUAUGUUUGGUGGAGGUACAGUUAACAUUUUUCUCAUUAAAAUUCUGCUGAUGGUUGCAGUGACUGAA